CUACAACAACGUCGCGGACGCUCGAUACGACCAACCACAUCACAUGAAGCCCCAUCACGAUGGGGAAGAAGAGGGCAAAGGUCGCAUAUGUCGUUUUCCAAGGCAGAGUACCAGGUAUUUACGACGACUGGGCUCAAUGUGAAGCACAAGUGAAUGGGCACUCUGGUUCGGUAUUCCAAGGAUACCACACAAGGGAAGAAGCUGUCGCAGAUUGGCGCGAUUUUCAAGAGGAGGAAGCCCGCGGGACCAAAAGAACUCUGGAUGAAACAAUUGAUUCCAUCACUACCCGCUCUGCCAGCGCGGAUCAGAUAGAAAAGAAGCAACGGAUAGUUGCAAACAUCGAUGAUCCUUCCUCGAAAUAUGCCGAAGCUCCCAGACCUGUGGAACCUGGUUCACAAGAUCCCCCAUUAAUGGCAGAUCCAGAGAUGAUUGAGGAUGAAGGCGAAGGGGUCCAACUCACAGCUGAGCAGAAGGCUGUUGUUGAUCUGGCGCUGGCGCGACAUAAUAUUUUCCUGACUGGCGCUGCGGGUAGUGGAAAGACUGUAACUCUCAAGGAAAUCAUACGACAACUACAGGCACGGCACAAAUCUCAUGAGUCAAAAGGUCUUCUCAAUGUACAUAUCGUGGCACCAACAGGCAUUGCUGCGUUGCCUUUGAAUGGGAGAACAACAUAUUCAUUCGCUGGAUGGAAACCCGACUCGCUGCAAAAGCCCAUGAAGGAACUCUUGGAAAUAAUUAGGGCUACCACUGUGGAGGCUGUAAAACAUCUCAAGGUAUUGAUUAUUGAGGAAGUUUCCAUGGUCGAAAGCCAAUUUUUGGAAAGACUGAAUCGGCUGUUUCAACAUAUCCUGUUUUCAAACCUCCCUUUUGGUGGAAAACAAGUCAUAUUCGUUGGCGAUUUUCACCAACUUCCCCCGGUCAAACCUUUUCAGUUCUGUUUGGAGUGCGGGGAGCCAAUGUCGAAUCGAGGCUGGACUUAUUCAUGCAAAGCUGAGAUACCAGCUUACCAACACGCGUGUCAAAAGGUGAAAUUUGACGCGGGAGACAAAUGGGCGUUCAAAGCGCAGGUGUGGGCAGAUCUGAAGCUUCGACAUGUUAAGCUCGAACAUAUACAUCGUCAAAAGGAUACCAAUUUCCAAGAUGUUCUCAACAAAAUACGCAACGGUCUGCCAUUGGAGGACCACGAAUGGGAGGACCUGGAGAGAACAAAAGAAUUGCCCCCGAAUGCCUUUGCUGUUAGGCUGAUGUCGAGAAUCAUUAUGGUUAACCAAUUCAACGAGAUAGAGUUAGCCAAAUUGAGCACGGAGGAGAGAUCUUGGACCGCAUUUGAUACUUGUGUAAAGAAGUCCUACGAGAAUUCUGACAAGUUUCCGCCACGGUAAGCUACUUCUGUUUUUGUUCAGCGAUCAAUAUUUCGUGGUCAACGACCAUGCUAAUCAAGGCGCCUCGAAAAUUAGUUCUACUGCAAUCGCCGCAAAACUCAAGGAAUUGAAAGACGGGCUCAAAGACCAUAGUUUCCAGACCGAAUUAAAGUUGAAAAUUGGGGCGAAGGUUGUGCUUCUGCAUAACCUCAAUCCCAAGUUAGGGCUGGUCAAUGGGUCGCAGGGCGAAGUGGUAAAAUUCUCGGACGCAGAGGGCUGGAAGACGAAAGAAAUAUCGCAAUGGGAGUCGAUGAGAGCUAAGGAUUUUACUGGCCGGAAUGGCUAUUUCGUGCCCGUCGUGAAAUUUUCGAAUGGGAGAUGCCACUCUAUCCCACCAAUCAUUCAUGAUGCCACCAAGAUCGACGGGAAUGAUCGUUAUCUAGUUUCGAGAUCCCAGAUACCGCUCACACUUGGCUGGGCUUUGUCUAUACACAAAUCGCAGGGAAUGAGCCUCCAGUACGCCGAAGUCUCUUCUCGUGAUAUUUUUGAGCCUGGACAAUUAUACGUUGGUGUUUCUCGGGUUUCUACUUUGGAGGGGCUAGUUGUAACGGGGUUCCAGAGAGAAAUGUUGGGGUUGGACGAAGAAGUUACCAGGUUCUAUAAUGAAACUGCGUGGGAGAAGUUGGAUGUGUAAAGUAUUUUGUACACUACCUAUAAUUGUAUAAUGUAAUAUUUCACCCGAGUCAGGGA
Hymenoscyphus albidus is the source of this 2111-nucleotide messenger RNA. The record is from the annotation of a GenBank genome assembly. Lineage: Eukaryota; Fungi; Ascomycota; Leotiomycetes; Helotiales; Helotiaceae.